GAGCUGCCUAUAUAAACAGACCAGCUCAAAGCCGCCAGCCAACGCACAAGAGUAGUACAAGACAAAGGUUGCUUGCUUCCCACAUCGACACAAACCAGCGCGACGGCUCGAUCCGCAUUGCCUGUCACGACAACGACAGCGACGCGCCCUCCCGCACGCGAGGUCGUCCAUGGCGGUCUCCGGGGCCCGCCCUGCGUCGGCGGAGGAGGAGGAGAGGGCGGCGGCGUCCAGGAGCAAGAAGCGGUCGUCGAUCCUCGGGGCCCUCCGGGAGGCGAUCAGGAAGGUCCGGUUCCUGCUCUCCUCCGGCGCGACGCGGUGGAUGCUGCUCGCGCGCGCCGCGCCGCGCCGCGGCCUCAGCUUCGGCUCGCGCCCGCCGGGGCUGCUCGACGUCGAGGGCAGCAUCGUGUCGCCGGCGGCCUCCUCCUCCUCCAGCUCCAGGACGUCCAGGUCGGCGAGCCUGGGGACGGCGACUACGAGAAGCCUGUCGCGGGCGAGCAGCGCCGCAGCGUCUUCGCCGGAGGCCGCGUCCAGCGGCGGGUCGCCGGCGUCGUCGGGCGGGGACAGCGACGUCGACCGCCGCGCGGAUCUGUUCAUCUCCAACUUCCGCAGGCACCUGGAGAUGGAGCGGCAAGUCUCGCUGCAGCUGCGGUACGUCAGGCUCAACAGCUGGGAGGACAGGACGCCCUAGUCCUUUUCCAGCGGAUCAUCAUCCUUUGGCGCAUAGCAAUUUCCUUCGCAGAAGGCACCGUGAAUGGAUUUGGAUGGGUAUUUUACCCACAUCAUUUCCGCACAUUCUUUUGUUUUAGAUAGUACAGUUUCUUUUAAAAAAAACUGUUGAUUGAGAGUGUAAAUACAAAACAGUUGGCAUUUGGCUGACAAUAUCAAAGCAGAUGUUCGGUUUUGACUUUUGGUUAUGUGAGGAAAGAGGAAGCACGCCCAAUUGACAGUGUUUAUGUUCAAUUGAUUGA
This is a messenger RNA of Panicum virgatum (switchgrass), 968 nucleotides long. RefSeq lists its product as uncharacterized. The transcript has a single exon. The record is from RefSeq and is a predicted model, not a curated record. The coding region runs from base 170 to 688 and encodes 172 amino acids. Lineage: Eukaryota; Viridiplantae; Streptophyta; Magnoliopsida; Poales; Poaceae.